Gongylonema pulchrum is the source of this 555-nucleotide messenger RNA. The record is from the annotation of a GenBank genome assembly. NCBI's taxonomy places the organism in Eukaryota, Metazoa, Nematoda, Chromadorea, Rhabditida, Gongylonematidae.
AUGAACAGGGAUACAAAACGAAAAGUUGUCACAGUACUGCUCAACGGAAUGGAUGCUCACGUUGAAGAACAGGUAAUGGUAAUGGUUCGUAAUUGCUGCCUCUCACUUUGUCAAUUCGAAAUACCGGUGGAAAUUUUGUUCGAUUAUGGCCGUGUGGCUCGUAUGCUUGUUGCGGUGCUGCAGAAACACAACGGCGAUCAUCUGACUCAACGAAUCGUAGUUUUCCUGCUCAAUUCAAUGGCUUGCCAUGUGGAAGGCGAGCAAAAAGUUCAAGUGGGCAAAUUUGGCGCAAUUGAGGUAAUUUUGGAAUCAAUCCGCCGGAAACAUGCAGCUAGCGUUUGCGAUGAUGUUAUGGAAGUGGGAUGGAGUUUUUUGUGGAACAUCACAGAUGAGACACCAGUGAACUGUGAGCGUUUUCUGAAUUCCGAUGGCCUUCAUCUGUUCCACCAGUGCUAUCAGCAGUUCCAAAAUGAGACCGAACUUGUCCGAAAUAUGAUGGGAUUGAUUGGAAAUAUUGCCGAAAUUGGCGCGAGAAAGGAUGGAAUUCAUCAGUGA